Messenger RNA from Chrysochloris asiatica (Cape golden mole), 3235 nucleotides. RefSeq names its product zinc finger, MIZ-type containing 1 (gene ZMIZ1). The transcript has 21 exons. Lineage: Eukaryota; Metazoa; Chordata; Mammalia; Afrosoricida; Chrysochloridae. The coding region runs from base 50 to 3235 and encodes 1061 amino acids. Gene Ontology annotation, molecular function: SUMO ligase activity; zinc ion binding. The record is from RefSeq and is a predicted model, not a curated record. Gene Ontology annotation, biological process: protein sumoylation; regulation of transcription by RNA polymerase II.
GCUGGACACCGUUCAUGGCUCUCGGGUAGAAGCCAGUGAAACGGUCAGAAUGAAUUCUAUGGACAGGCACAUUCAGCAGACCAAUGACAGACUGCAGUGCAUUAAGCAGCACUUACAGAAUCCUUCCAACUUCCACAAUGCUGCCACGGAGCUGCUGGACUGGUGUGGGGACCCGAGAGCCUUCCAGCGGCCCUUUGAGCAGAGCCUGAUGGGCUGUCUAACUGUGGUCAGUCGGGUGGCAGCCCAGCAAGGGUUCGACCUGGACCUCGGCUACAGACUGUUGGCUGUGUGUGCCGCGAACCGAGACAAGUUCACUCCGAAGUCUGCUGCCCUGCUGUCCUCCUGGUGUGAGGAGCUCGGCCGGCUGCUACUCCUCCGACAUCAGAAGAGCCGCCAGAGUGACCCCCCUGGGAAACUCCCCAUGCAGCCCCCCCUCAACUCCAUGAAACCCACUCUGUCACACAGUGAUGGGUCGUUCCCCUAUGACUCAGUCCCUUGGCAACAGAACACCAGCCAGCCUCCUGGCUCCCUCUCUGUGGUCACCACGGUUUGGGGAGUGACCAAUACGUCCCAGAGCCAGGUUCUCGGGAACCCUAUGGCCAAUGCCAACAACCCCAUGAAUCCAGGCGGCAACCCCAUGGCGUCAGGCAUGACCACCAGCAACCCAGGCCUGAGCUCCCCACAGUUUGCUGGGCAGCAGCAGCAAUUCUCAGCUAAGGCUGGUCCAGCUCAGCCCUACCUCCAACAGGGCAUGUACGGUCGGCCCAACUACCCUGGCAGUGGGGGCUUCGGGGCCAGCUACCCUGGGGGUCCCAAUGCCCCGGCCGGCAUGGGCAUCCCUCCGCACACCAGGCCGCCUGCCGACUUCACUCAGCCAGCCGCCGCCGCUGCAGCUGCCGCAGUCGCCGCCGCGGCUGCCACCGCCACCGCCACAGCCACAGCCACGGUGGCAGCUCUGCAGGAGACACAGAACAAGGACAUGAACCAGUAUGGACCGAUGGGUCCUACCCAGGCGUAUAACAGCCAAUUCAUGAACCAGCCCGGGCCACGGGGGCCUGCCUCCAUGGGAGGCAGCAUGAACCCCGCCAGUAUGGCAGCUGGCAUGACUCCCUCGGGGAUGAGUGGUCCUCCUAUGGGCAUGAACCAGCCCCGGCCGCCCGGCAUCAGCCCUUUUGGCACACAUGGGCAGCGGAUGCCCCAGCAGACCUACCCGGGCCCCCGGCCCCAGUCCCUUCCCAUCCAGAGCAUAAAGAGGCCAUACCCAGGAGAGCCCAACUAUGGAAACCAGCAAUAUGGACCAAGCAGCCAGUUCCCAACCCAGCCAGGCCAGUACCCCACUCCCAACCCACCGCGGCCACUCACCUCUCCUAACUACCCUGGGCAAAGGAUGCCCAGCCAGCCGAGCACUGGGCAGUACCCGCCCCCCACGGUCAACAUGGGGCAGUAUUACAAGCCAGAACAAUUCAAUGGGCAAAACAACACCUUCUCCGGAAGCAGCUACAGUAACUACACCCAAGGGAAUGUCAGUAGGCCUCCCAGGCCGGUUCCUGUGGCAAAUUAUCCCCACUCACCUGUUCCAGGGAACCCCACGCCCCCCAUCACCCCCGGAAGCAACAUCCCCCCAUACCUGUCCCCAAGUCAAGAUGUUAAACCUCCUUUCCCGCCCGACAUCAAGCCAAAUAUGAGUGCUCUGCCACCGCCCCCGGCCAACCACAACGAUGAGCUGCGGCUCACGUUCCCUGUGCGGGAUGGCGUCGUGCUGGAGCCCUUCCGUCUGGAGCACAACUUGGCCGUCAGCAACCAUGUCUUUCACCUGCGGCCCACGGUCCACCAGACGCUGAUGUGGAGGUCUGACUUGGAACUGCAGUUCAAGUGCUAUCACCACGAGGACAGGCAGAUGAACACCAACUGGCCAGCCUCAGUGCAGGUCAGCGUGAACGCCACCCCCCUGACCAUCGAGCGUGGCGACAACAAGACCUCCCACAAGCCCCUACACCUCAAGCAUGUGUGCCAGCCAGGCCGGAACACCAUCCAGAUCACUGUCACGGCCUGCUGCUGUUCGCACCUGUUUGUGCUGCAGCUGGUGCACCGGCCCUCCGUGCGCUCCGUGCUACAAGGCCUUCUCAAGAAGCGGCUCCUGCCCGCCGAGCACUGCAUCACAAAAAUCAAGCGGAAUUUCAGCAGCGUGGCAGCCUCAUCGGGCAACACGACCCUUAACGGGGAGGAUGGAGUAGAGCAGACGGCCAUCAAAGUGUCUCUGAAGUGCCCCAUUACAUUCCGGCGCAUCCAGCUACCUGCUCGAGGCCACGACUGCAAGCAUGUCCAGUGCUUUGAUCUGGAGUCAUACCUGCAGCUGAACUGUGAGAGAGGGACCUGGAGGUGUCCUGUAUGCAAUAAAACUGCUCUGCUGGAAGGCCUGGAGGUGGAUCAGUACAUGUGGGGGAUCCUGAAUGCCAUCCAGCACUCUGAAUUUGAAGAGGUCACCAUCGACCCCACAUGCAGCUGGCGGCCAGUGCCCAUCAAGUCAGACCUGCACAUCAAGGAUGACCCUGACAGCAUCCCUUCCAAGCGCUUCAAGACUAUGAGUCCCAGCCAGAUGAUCAUGCCUAACGUCAUGGAAAUGAUCGCAGCCCUGGGCCCCGGCCCAUCCCCCUACCCGCUCCCACCUCCACCCGGAGGCACCAAUUCCAGUGACUACAGCAGCCAAGGCAACAACUACCAGGGCCACAGCAACUUUGAUUUUCCCCACGGGAACACUGGUGGGACAUCCAUGAGUGACUUCAUGCACGGGCCCCCCCAGCUCUCCCACCCCCCGGAUAUGCCCAACAACAUGGCUGCCCUCGAGAAGCCCCUCAGUCACCCCAUGCAGGAAACUAUCCCCCACGCUGGCAGCUCUGACCAGCCCCAUACCUCCAUACAAGGCUUGCACGUACCACACCCCAGCAACCAGGCAGGGCCUCCAUUACAUCACAGCGGGGCUCCUCCUCCUUCCCAGCCACCCCGGCAACCGCCUCAGGCCGCUCCCAGCAACCAUCCACACAGCGACCUGACCUUUAACCCCUCCUCAGCCUUAGAGGGUCAGGCCGGAGCGCAGGGAGCGUCCGACAUGCCGGAGCCUUCGCUGGAUCUCCUUCCAGAACUCACAAAUCCCGACGAGCUCCUCUCCUACCUGGACCCCCCCGACCUGCCAAGCAAUAGUAAUGACGACCUUCUGUCUCUCUUUGAGAACAACUGA